Molecule: messenger RNA, 1518 nt
Organism: Solenopsis invicta (red fire ant)
Lineage: Eukaryota; Metazoa; Arthropoda; Insecta; Hymenoptera; Formicidae
Product: retinal homeobox protein Rx1
Biological process (GO): regulation of transcription by RNA polymerase II
Molecular function (GO): DNA-binding transcription factor activity, RNA polymerase II-specific; RNA polymerase II transcription regulatory region sequence-specific DNA binding
Source: RefSeq, a predicted model, not a curated record
GGAUAAACAAGAUAGAAUAUACGGGUGAGAAGGGUAGAGGGGAAAAGGAGGACGAGGAGGAGGAGAAGGGUGCAGACCGCGAUUUAGCGGAUUUUCAACGUAGCUGCACCGUCUCUCGCGGAGGGGUGUGCGCGAUUCUUAACACGGCGGAACCGCCCCUCGGUGCCGCACGGCCAAUGGCACGGCCGUCCUCGGUGCGCGAGCUCGGGGGUUGCAAACGGAGUAGUCGCAAUCUACCCCCCUCGUUACGCUCUCACCCUCCCGGAAUGUAGUAAACGGCUCACCUCGCAGUGCUCUCGCCAUGUUCGCGCCGAGCGAGCGGCCCGUUCUCCCGCAACAGAAGUGAGGAUCUCCGCUGGGUCCGUGAAGUCGACCGGUGGUGCUUUCGUCGCGAAGGAUCUCGGCCUCUUCAUCGAGCCCGCGGAAGCGCACGAUAGAGGAAGCGCGGCGCCGCCGUCGCCGCCGCCGCCGCCGCCGCCGCCACCGCCACCGGCCGCGGGGACCGCCGAGCGCGCGCGGCCGCUCGUCAUGGCGGGCCCGUACCUGUCGCCCCUUGGGCCCCAGGCCGAUCUGCUUACCGAAUACAUGUUUGGCCGUCGCCGUCAGGUCAGUAGACGCAAUCGGACCACGUUCACGCCGCAACAGCUCCAGGAAUUGGAAUCUCUUUUCCAGAAAACGCAUUAUCCCGACGUUUUUCUCAGAGAGGAAGUCGCACUUCGGAUAUCACUUUCGGAAGCACGUGUUCAGGUAUGGUUUCAAAACAGACGGGCAAAGUGGAGAAAGCAAGCUCGGUUACAAUUGCUACAGGACGCGUGGAGAAUGCGAUGCUUGGGUUUAGGAAGCGCCACGCCGCUACUACUCGGCCGACCACCCCCUGGAGGCCUCGAGAGACUGCCACCACCGCCGCCGCCGCCGCCGCCGCUGCUGCUGUCGACGCAUCCUCCAUCGCCGUCGUCCUCGUCAGCCCUCACAGGCUCGCCGAAUGCGACCGACAAACUACCCGAGAUUGGCGCUCCCGUGACGGUCUGCAGAGAUUUUAGAAUCUUGCCUCCGCCGCCACCCGGGUACUCGGUACCCUGCGACAAAUCGCCCGACAAGAUCAAGUGCCGAUGCGGAACGCCGCCCAGGAUCUGCGCGAGUCCCGUGGAUCGUGGCGACGUCCUGACAACGAGGGAGCGACCGCAGGAGGCCGAGAUGGAUCUCACUCUGAAGGGCCAUCAUCCCGCGUCCGCCAGGCAUUCGCUGUUCCAUCACUUACCGAGUAACCAUCAGCAGCAGGACAUCGUGCAGAGCGUGGACGAGCCUUUGGACGUCACUCUCAACAGCGGCAAGAACAACUGAGCGAAGACAAGUCCGCGAUCGGUCAAGCUUAUGAUCACUUGCUAAGACAUUUUACCCUUCACCUCUUGACUCUUAUUAAGUGUACGGUGUAAUCGCAUUUAACAGCGAGUAUACAUUCGAGAUAACGUACAUUGUCGAACUCUGCGUCAGUUCCGAAAGUAAAGGCCAUAACACACA